CCAUAACAUGCAAUUUACCCGAAGAACAAUUGUGUGUCAACGUGAAAAUCCAACCAUGGACAUCAGCAUAACCGAGGAUUGGCAAUCUCAUCUCAUGGAUUUUGAAGUCAUUUCCCAAGCCACCAACUUCUUCUCUGACUCCAACAAGAUUGGAGAAGGUGGUUUUGGUAGCGUUUACAAGGGCCGGUUACUUAACGGGGUAGAGAUUGCUGUCAAGAGGCUUAUUAGUAUGACACCUAAUGGGAUUGAAAACUUUGACAACGAGGUGAGACUCAUCGGGCUAGUUCAGCAUAUAAACAUUAUCCGACUUAUCGGUUUUUUCUCUGACGAAAACGAGAAGAUCCUAGUAUAUGAACACCUCGAAAACCUAGGACUGGACUCGUACAUUUUCGACACAACCCGAAGCUCUUCUUUAAACUGGAAAAAGAGAUUUGACAUUAUUAUUGGUAUUGCUCGAGGACUUUUAUAUCUUCACCAAGAUUCCCGAUUCAAGAUUAUCCACCUUGACCUGAAACCAAGCAAUAUCUUGCUUGGUAAAGACAUGAUCCCAAAGAUCUCGGACUUCGGGAUGGCAAAGACACUGGCAAGGGAUGAGACAGAAGCUAUUGCGACAACCGCUGCCGGAACUUUUGGUUACAUGCCGCUGGAAUACUUGAGGGACAAGAUAUACUCUGUAAAAUCGGAUGUUUUCAGCUUUGGGGUCUUGCUUCUUGAGAUUCUCAGUGGAAAGAGGAACAAUAGGUUCCCUGCACUGAACGACGGAGAAUCUCUUCUAAGCUACAUAUGGAGUAACUGGAGCGAAGGAAAGGGGCUAGAGAUCGUCGAUCCGGCCAUUACAUAUUCAACAGAAUUUCGACCAGAUCAAGUUCUAAGGUGCAUACAGAUUGGUCUCUUGUGCGUUCAACAGCUUGCACAAGACAGACCGACGAUGUGGCCGGUGGUUUUUAUGCUCGGAAGUGAAACAGUUGAUAUAGAUAGGCCUAAAUCCCCCGGUGAUGACACUUGUUCAUCCUCCAUGGAACAUCUAGAUGAUGCAACUUAUACCGUUUGUCAAAUGUCCAUGUCGGCCAUGAAAGGUCGUUAAUGACUUUUUCCAGAAUUCGACAAGGAUUCGUUUUCGAACAAAAAGUAAUCUAUGUAAAAAACUCAAUCUCUCAAGGUCACUCCGCAAAUUCUACAUAAAUAACACAUU
Molecule: messenger RNA, 1192 nt
Organism: Arabidopsis lyrata subsp. lyrata
Lineage: Eukaryota; Viridiplantae; Streptophyta; Magnoliopsida; Brassicales; Brassicaceae
Product: receptor-like serine/threonine-protein kinase SD1-8
Exons: 6
Coding region: 8-1084 (358 amino acids)
Biological process (GO): protein phosphorylation
Molecular function (GO): protein kinase activity; ATP binding
Source: RefSeq, a predicted model, not a curated record